Linum tenue is the source of this 429-nucleotide messenger RNA. NCBI's taxonomy places the organism in Eukaryota, Viridiplantae, Streptophyta, Magnoliopsida, Malpighiales, Linaceae. The record is from the annotation of a GenBank genome assembly.
AUGCCGCAAAAUCAUGUCAUUUUAGUUGUCCUCAUCUUAUUGUCAACACUAACUACUUGUCUUGUUGAGGCAAAAUGGGAUCCUAUUAAUUGGUUUCGUCGCUCGACGAUAGUACGGAUGGAGAACAGGGUGGAAGGAGGUAAAGAAUUGAGAAUUCAUUGCAAAUCAAAAGACGACGACCUUGGCGUCUAUACGCUGAAGACACUUGACGAUUUUAUUUUUAAGUUUCGUCCAAACAUUUGGGGAACCACUUUGUUCUACUGCUCGAUGGACUGGGGAGAAGGACAAACCCAUUGGUUUGACAUUUACAUAUUUGAUAGGGAUUACAGACGUUGCACCAAUUGUCAAUGGAUUAUCAAGAAGAGUGGUCCAUGUUUUUACGAUGCAGGCGCUCAUAAGUAUGAUUUUUGUUAUCAGUGGAAUCAUUAG